AUGGCGUCCCUGGAGGAGGAGCUGACCUGCUCUGUGUGCCGCGACAUCUUCGGUCAAGCCCACCCCCUUCCCUGCGGCCACAGCUUCUGCCCGGCCUGCAUCCGUGAGGCCUGGAGCAGCCCGGCCGAGGGUAAAGUUCCCUUUACCUGUCCCCAGUGCCAGGAGGAGCAUGGUGAAGUGUUGUGCGACUGCUGCUCCCCUGAGACAGAGAAAGGGCAGCCGUCACUGGCCGUCAAAACCUGCCUGAGGUGUGAGGUGUCGUUGUGCAAAGAACACCUCCAGCCCCAUCUGGAAAGGCCGGCGUUUAGCACCCAUUUGCUGGUGGAUCCGCUGGGCGACCUCUCCCAGCGAAGAUGCCCAAUACACACAGAGAUAUUCCGCUACUAUUGUGCAGAUGAGAUGGUAUACUUGUGUGGGGACUGUCUGAUUGAGGGAGGCCACGUUCAGCACAAAGUGAAAGCACUGAGACAAGUGGAAGAUGACCUGAAGGUCAUUCUCCAGACGCUGCUCAUAAAAGCAGAGGAAAAAGUGAAAGAUGGAGAGAGAAUCCUCAAGGAGCAUGAGAAUGUUGAUUCCACUAUGGCUGACUCCAUAAAAAAGGACGGUGCCCAGGUGGAGCGCCUAGGCUCAGGACUGCAGGUUCAGGUGACAAAGCUGGUGGUGGCCCUGAGGGACAUCACCAAGACAGAGAGGCAGCAGGUCAUUGAUCGUGUGCACCAGGACUGCUCCAAGCUGAGGGACGACAUGAGCCAGACGCUGAGCAUCCAGCACUACCUGGUCUCACUGCUGGCAGAGACCGACCCCUUUCUGCUCAUCUGGGCCUUUCAAUCAGAUGACACAAGGUUAGUCGCUGACCUGAGCAGCCCACUCUUUGUCCCUGAGGCCGUCAGUCAGGACAGAAAGCAUAUCUUGGAGGACAUAGAGAACAAGUAUCGAGAGUUCAUCACCUCCACCCUCCGAUGCCUCAGUGAACUCAAGAGGGAGCUCUUAACCAGUCCUUUGAGUCUGGACACAAACUCUGCCCAUCCUCUCUUGAGCAUCGCAGACGACCUUCGCUCAGUGACGCGAGUUAAAAGCCGCCAGCCCUGUUCAGCCCACCCUGAACGCUUCGACCACUGGCCGCAGGUUCUCACCGUCCAGACCUUCUCCUCUGGGACUCACUACUGGGAGCUGGAGACUAAGGGAUUCUGGGAUAUUGGCGUCUGCUAUAGAAGUAUUGGAAGAAAGGGGAAAGAUGCCAACGCCUUUGGGAACAACAAGGUAUCAUGGAGCUUGACACAGCAGCAUGACAGGAAGCUGGCCGCCUGGCACAACCGCAGAAAGACCCGCCUAUCGUACCAAAUGACCACCAACCGAGUCGCCGUGGCAGUGGACUACGGUGCAGGAACCAUCACCUUCUCUGAAGUGGGACUAUCCAGCAACCUGACGCACCUUCACACCUUCUCCACCUUGUUCACUCAGCCCGUGUGCUUGGGCUUCGGACUCUACAAAGCUGAUCUCAACAGCUGCAUCUCUAUCGUCAAAGUCUGA
Molecule: messenger RNA, 1530 nt
Organism: Limanda limanda (common dab)
Lineage: Eukaryota; Metazoa; Chordata; Actinopteri; Pleuronectiformes; Pleuronectidae
Gene: trim110
Product: tripartite motif containing 110
Exons: 7
Coding region: 1-1530 (509 amino acids)
Molecular function (GO): zinc ion binding; protein binding
Source: RefSeq, a predicted model, not a curated record